GACUGCGAGGUCUCCGGGUGGACUCCCGAGGACUGCACCGCGGAUUGCGGCGGGGGGGUGCAGAACGUGAGCCGCUCCGUGGUGGUGCCCCAGAGCGGUGGCGCGGCCUGCCCGCCGCUGAUGAUGCAGAGGCGCUGCAACGAGCAGCCCUGCCCAAUGGACUGCAAGCUCGACGACUGGGGCGGCUGGAGCGCCUGCAGUGCUGGCUGCGGCGGUGGCAUCACGGAGCGUGUGCGGGGCAUCCAGUCGCAGCCCAAGCACGGGGGCAAGCCUUGCGGGUCUACGUUUGAGAGCAAGAGUUGCAAUGCGGAGGCAUGUGACCCUGAUUGCGUGCUCUCCGAGUGGACAGGGUGGUCAGAGUGCUCCAAGCAGUGCGACGUGGGCUUCAAGGAGAGGGAGCGCACACUGCUGACGCCCGCAGGGGGCCAGGGAGGCUGCCCAGCCGAGGAUUCCCUCGACCGCCUUGAGUACAUGCACUGCAACACGCACGCGUGCGUACCUGCACACGGCGACAGUCUCAGGUGCAUGACGAAGUUGGAUGUGGUGCUGCUCCUUGAUGGCAGCGGCAGCGUCAGCGACGAGGGAUGGAUAGCUACUCUUGAGAUAGGAAAGAUGCUCGCAGAGUCUUUCCUUGUCAGCAAUACCGGCACGCAGGUUGCAGUGCUGUUGUAUCGAAUGGCCCUUUGUCUUGGGCCAGCUACCAAAAGUGCGCCAGUGGCGAAGGAAAUGUGA
This is a messenger RNA of Prorocentrum cordatum, 732 nucleotides long. The record is from the annotation of a GenBank genome assembly. Lineage: Eukaryota; Dinophyceae; Prorocentrales; Prorocentraceae.